Messenger RNA from Lachnellula hyalina, 1134 nucleotides. RefSeq names its product Ras-like GTP-binding protein (gene RYL2). The record is from RefSeq and is a predicted model, not a curated record. The transcript is spliced from 2 exons. Gene Ontology annotation, cellular component: endomembrane system. Gene Ontology annotation, molecular function: GTPase activity; GTP binding. The annotation marks the transcript as partial. NCBI's taxonomy places the organism in Eukaryota, Fungi, Ascomycota, Leotiomycetes, Helotiales, Lachnaceae. Gene Ontology annotation, biological process: intracellular protein transport.
ACCGCCAGCCAGCCAGCCAGCCGUGGAUUGUUGCACAAUACCCGUCGCGAACCCAACGCGCAAACGUGUAACUGCAACGUCAAGUUCCUUCCCUCGUUCCUGCUCCCAACAAACCAGCGCGACUCUGGACUGGACUGGACUGGAGGACAGGAUAUGGCGCAAUCUCUCGAAGCCAAAAUCGUGGUCUUGGGAGCACAAGGCGUGGGCAAGACGAGUCUCCUAACCCGCUAUAUCAAGAACCAGUUCACGCCCGCGAGCACCACUUCGACUGUUGGUGCCAACUUCUUGAGCAAGAGGAUCAUUGAUGUCGAGAGCGAUACUAUCGUUAGACUGCAGCUAUGGGAUACAGCUGGGCAAGAGCGAUUCCGCGCCAUAUCACGAAUCUACUACCGCGGCGCCAACGCCUGCAUCCUCUGCUACAGCAUAACCGACCAAGCCUCCUUUGGAGAGAUCGGCCCCUGGCUCACCGAACUCCGUCGCAACCUGCCCGCCGACAUAAUCAUCCACGUCGUUGGCACGAAAGCCGAUGUCGUGGCGCGGGAUCCGAGUCUGAGGGAAGUGCCUUUUGAGCGCUGCAUCGCAUAUGUAGCGGAGAACCUGGCCCCAGGCAUGUCAUCCACGCCGCCCGCGACAGCUACACCGGGCCUGGAACCUCCUGCCAACGGGGGAGGAGGAGGAGGAGGAUACAGACAGCUGUUUACAAGUGGCAGCGGGAGUGGAGGUGGACCGAAUCUCGACGGCGCCAGGAGUCCGAGCUCGAAGCGCAGCAGUGGGUUCUGGGGCCAGGAAGUGGGCUGGGAUUGCUGCCAUGAGGUUAGUGCGGAGAGCGGAGAGGGCGUGGAGGAGGUGUUUAGGGUUAUCACGCGGAAGUUGGUCGAGCAAAAUAAGGCUAUGAGCCAGCAGUUACUGAGCGCUUCGCAGACGCCGGGAAUUACGCCUGGGGAGCAGGGAGGACCUGGGGAGGGGGCUGGAGGAUAUUUCGAUGGCAUGAUGAGACAGGGGAGACCUGGGGGCAGUUUUAGGGUGGGGAGGGAUAGGCGGUCUUGGUUUGGGGUCCCUGUGGAAUUGUAUACGGAGCAAGGACCGGAAGAUGGAGAUGCGCCACUUGUAAAGUCCAGGAGGAAGUGCUGCUGA